ACGGCGGCAGGGGCGUGCUCGGAGGACGCGCGCGGCGCUGCUCUUCCAAAGGGCAGCUCCGGGGGAAGGGGGGUGGUAUCCCGGGGAAGCCCGUGGCCGCCGCCGAUGUCGCUGGGACUCGGAAGUGCCGAAAGAGGGGUGUUGGGAACUCGCGGCGCGCGUGAACGCUGCCGUCGCCGCCGCCCGGGACAGCCCGGAGAAACUCAACGUGGGCAUCGGAAACUUUUGUGACAAGGAGCCAUGCUGCCCCGAUGGGAACUGGCACUCUAUCUACUUGCCUCACUAGGCUUCCACUUCUAUUCCUUCUAUGAAGUUUACAAAGUGUCCAGAGAACAUGAAGAGGAACUGGACCAGGAAUUUGAGCUGGAGACUGACAGUUUAUUUGGAGGACUAAAGAAGGAUGCGACUGACUUUGAGUGGAGCUUCUGGAUGGAAUGGGGGAAGCAGUGGCUGGUGUGGCUUCUCCUUGGCCACAUGGUUGUGUCUCAAAUAGCCACGCUGCUGGCAAGAAAGCACAGACCCUGGAUUCUCAUGCUCUAUGGGAUGUGGGCCUGCUGGUGUGUGCUGGGGACCCCUGGCGUGGCCAUGGUUUUGCUCCACACCACCAUCUCUUUCUGCGUGGCCCAGUUCCAGUCUCAGCUCCUGUCAUGGCUCUGUUCUCUCCUCCUGCUCUCCACACUGAGGCUGCAGGGUGUGGAGGAAGUUAAGAGAAGGUGGUACAAGACAGAAAACGAGUACUACCUGCUGCAGUUCACGCUGACCGUUCGCUGCCUCUACUACACCAGCUUCAGCCUGGAGCGCUGCUGGCGGCAGCUGCCCGCUGCAUGUACCUCCUACUCCUUUCCCUGGAUGCUGGCCUAUGUCUUUUAUUAUCCAGUCUUCCACAACGGGCCUAUCCUCAGCUUCCCGGAGUUCAUCAAACAGGAGGACGGUUUGAGGGACUGUGGAAUAAAAAUAAAUUCCCUGGCGUUUAGCUCCUUCUUCCCCUCUGAGGGCAGUACCUGCUACUCUGCUGGCUGCAGUAGGACCCACUACACCCUGAUGUUGGAGGAGAGAGAAGCCAAGGAGAUGCAGCAGCAGGAGCAUGACUCCCUGAAGGCCAGCCUGUGUGUCCUGGCCCUGGGACUGGGCCGCCUUCUGUUCUGGUGGUGGCUGGCCGAGCUGAUGGCUCACCUGAUGUACAUGCACGCCAUCUACAGCAGCAUCCCUCUCCUGGGGACUGUCUCUUGCUGGACCUUAGGAGGACUGGCGUUAGCUCAGGUGCUCUUUUUCUACGUGAAGUACUUGGUGCUCUUCGGUGUACCAGCUCUGCUCAUGCGCCUGGAUGGACUCACUCCGCCCGCCCUCCCUCGCUGCGUGAGCACCAUGUUCAGUUUCACCGGGAUGUGGAGGUAUUUUGAUGUUGGCCUGCAUAAUUUCCUGAUCAGGUAUGUGUACAUUCCAGUAGGUGGAUCCCAGCAUGGCCUGCUGGGGACGCUGUUUUCCACGGCAAUGACAUUUGCAUUUGUGAGCUACUGGCAUGGCGGCUACGACUACCUCUGGUGCUGGGCAGCGCUCAACUGGCUGGGAGUCACUGUGGAGAACGGAGUCCGGAGGCUAGUGGAGACUCCCUGCAUCCAGGACAGUCUGGCCCGAUACCUCUCCACACAAUCUCGCCGUCGAUUUCACGCUGUCCUUGCGUCUUGUUCCACCUCGAUGCUGAUUCUGUCCAACCUGGUGUUUCUCGGGGGCAAUGAGGUUGGGAAAACCUACUGGAAUAGGAUCUUCAUACAAGGCUGGCCGUGGGUGACCCUUUCUGUCCUGGGAUUCCUGUACUGCUACUCCCAUGUGGGCAUGGUCUGGGCCCAGACCUAUGCCAUGGACUAAUGCUAUUGGGCUCAGGCCAGUCUUUGCUGCUGGCCUCCAAGGCAGAUGUUGCUUCACCCUGACCUCUCACUCCAGGACAGUCUCUAAGGGAUUUGAUCUUUUCAUCUUCUGUUGAAUAUCUUCACUCCAAGACUGGAAGCUGGAUCUCUCAUAGAAAAUUCACGGCCAGACAGUCUACUAAUUUAGAGUCUCUGAGAUCUACUCCAACCCAUCAUUUUCCUAUUGAGUAAGCUGGGGUCCAGGGCAGUAGUGUGUCUUGUCCUAUACAUGGUGACAUUUUGGUCUAGAACCUAGUCUUAUGAGCCGUUUGGAUUCUUUCUCCUUAACAAAGAAUAGAAUAUAGUGGAUGUUUCUUGACUAAGACACACACAUCCUGAUUAGCGAUAGCCUGUCUUCUGAUCAAUAUUUAUAAAAUAUUUGAGUGACAUUGAUGUUUGAGUGACCUCCUUCAUCACAUCCUUCAGGGUCUCUGGAAGCAGCACUAGGGUUUGAGCUUCAUGCUUCAGCCCCUUUGUAGGAAGGAGACCAAGCCCCAGCUGUCUUUUGAAUUACCUAGUCCAGGAAGAUGAUAGCAGCCCUGUAGAAUUCUAAGGUAUCCAUACCCAAGGAGUCCUGUGAUUUGAGCUUCAGCAGGAUGAUCUACAUUUGGGUGCUUGUUUCUGAGAGUCUCAGAGAAGUAUAAUACGGUAAUUCCUCUACGUGACAGCAAAUAGUUUCUUAAUAAAGAAGCAGAAUUUAGAAACCACGGGAUAGUAUGUCCACAGAUGGGUGCUAUCAGGCUAGUUACUAGGAUGGCAUCCUGGGGUCUUAUCCACUCUCUCCACACAAGUCCCAAAAGUCAUCCUCCUACUUGGUGAUUCAGGUUUAGUGGUUUAUAUUGUUUGGGUUUGAUUCAAACGAAGCCUUUUCUGUCAUGUAGAUAAUCUAUAUGUUUAUAGAAUUAUUUUGAAUAUGUUUGAAGAAAAUGUUUAAAAUCUAAAUAAACUCACAUAGCUUGACUAUUCACUCCUCUAAAAAGAUGCUGGAUAGGCCACCAAAGGUCCCAGGUGGUAGAUAAUUCAGAAUACUUCUGUUUGAACUUGGAUUUUAUUUUUGGAGUGGGGAGGGGUAAAGGAAACUUAAAAUUUGAAUCCAUAAUAGAUCUAAUCACAGGAGAACUUACAACAUCUCAAGUACGUGAAUGAAGCUGUCAUUUAGUGAAAGGUUCACUCAGACCUAGUGCUGCCUCCUGUUUGUUACAUGACAUGGCUCUUGUGUCUUGGCUGUGGUUAUCAGCUCACUGAGGCUUAAACUCCUGGAGUACAGGACCAUUUUGCUGAAUGUCUUUCUUCAUUGCUUCUCUGCUUUGCAAAGAGAUGAGAGGGGACCAGAUACUGACUACCUGGGGUGGUCACAUUAGGUGUUAACUAAAGCAAAAGACAGAGGCGAGGGCUGCUGCACAGUAGCAGCCUCAGCAGCUGGUUUGGUAAAUGAGACAGAGACAGACAGACAGAGGGAUAGACAGACAGACAUGGGGCCAGUGAUUGCAGGGUGCUCAGUUUUAAGGAGGGAAUGGGGGAGGAGCGAGCACCUAAAUGAAUGCAGCAAACCUUCAUGGAUUAACACUGAUUCACGAUUUGUGGCCAGCCAGAAGAAGUUUGGCUGUAGUUUACUUGGAAAGAAAGGGCUUGCUAAGAAAAAAAGGAGUAUAAAAAUGAUGAUAAGGAAGUAUCUAAUGUAUGUGUACAUAGAAAUGAUACAAAAGUUUUGAGAUCUUCCAGAUAUACCAUUUAUAUACAAACAAACAGGCUUAUAAAUUCAUUAAACUAUUUUGGAAGAGUCGGUGGAUAUAUUUGAAAGUAGUAAUCCAGAAUUUCUUUUAAACUAUUACAUGAUUCAUAAUGGUUCUCAGGAAUUAAUAAAUGAUUACUGUGUUUA
Molecule: messenger RNA, 3783 nt
Organism: Saimiri boliviensis boliviensis (Bolivian squirrel monkey)
Lineage: Eukaryota; Metazoa; Chordata; Mammalia; Primates; Cebidae
Gene: HHAT
Product: hedgehog acyltransferase
Biological process (GO): protein palmitoylation
Cellular component (GO): endoplasmic reticulum
Molecular function (GO): palmitoyltransferase activity
Source: RefSeq, a predicted model, not a curated record